GGCCUCUGUCUUGGAGGGGCAUUCUUGUUUGCUGGCUUUGAGACUGCUGCAACUGGAUAUUAUACACCUUUUGUCCACGCCUGCUCAAUUCUCGUAUCGAUAGGCACUGGGCUCCUGAUGACUGUUCAACCUCAGCACACCUCAUGAGCAAAAUGAGUUGGAUUUCAGAUACUCUGUGGGGCUGAAAUCGGAGAAGAGCAAGGAUUGUACAUGGUGCAGAUGACCCUCCCGGAAGUUGACUUCGCAACUGGCAUCGGCAUUAUCUUGUUCGCGCAGACUUUCAGCGGAGCACUUUUUUUGUCAGUCCCCCAGGCAAUUUUUCUGGAAAAUAUUAGUAAAGCACUGAAAGCGGUGGCCCCGAACCUGGAUCCUCACUCUGUUUUGGACGGUGCAUCAACAGCUCUUCCUGGCGAUUCUUCUACCCAGGCAUCAGCAGAAUUGCGAGAAGUGUAUGGUGCUGGGAUCAAAGAAGCUCUACGCAUUAGAAUUCUACUGGCAACGAUAUCAAUUGUGGGCGCCCUGAUGUACGACUGGAAAAGCUUGAAGACUAAGCAAAAUCAUGGGAGCGGUGGUCGUAAUAGUGACAAUAAGUUGGACCAAUUUGCAGGCGAAUGAAAAAGCUAUGGAAUGGAAGAACGAGCAAUAUUAUCACUGUCCUAUCACUGUCUGUGGCGGUCGGUAGCUUACCGAUAAUUGAGUUGAGAGAGGCACUUGCACUUGAACAUUGCCACGUUCCGAAACUAUGUACAAAGCUUUAAUAGAAUAUUACAAUAAUAAUAAAUGAUCA
Botrytis cinerea B05.10 is the source of this 787-nucleotide messenger RNA. RefSeq lists its product as hypothetical. The coding region runs from base 211 to 615 and encodes 134 amino acids. Lineage: Eukaryota; Fungi; Ascomycota; Leotiomycetes; Helotiales; Sclerotiniaceae. The transcript has a single exon. The record is from RefSeq and is a predicted model, not a curated record.